GACAUUUUCCAGUGUUAACGGGAGACAACUGCAACAAUGAGUUGCUUAUACAAGGGCGUGUUAUAAUAAGAACUGGCUUUACCCGCAUAAGACACAGCCGUACUAAUCUAUAAAAUGGCCGAAAUAGAAACGUACGUGGAAAAACUUUCCAAUGGAAAUGCUGAUCAGACAGAGUCAAGCGUCAUUGAUAUCGGAAGCGAAAUAUACAGAUGGAGAGUUCUUUCACAGCAAUUAGUGAUGAACGAUAAAACUAUUGCUAAAUACCUUCUUGAUGUUUAUGAAAAGCAUGUCAAUAACUCCACCCCAAUCGCAUCAAAUGAAAGAAAUCAAGAAGAUGUUGAGCCUCUGAAUGCUACAAGUGAAACAACUGAAAUAUCAAGUCUAAAACAAGAAGACUAUACUGCUCUUGAAACAGACUCUCUCAAAAACAAUGGUAAGGAAGAGAUGGAUACAGAGGAAGUGCAUGUUAAAGUAGAAAGACAAGAAUAUCACUCAGAUGAUGAGUUGACAAGUGACUACACAGAAGAAGUAGAAGAAAUUCUUAAAGCACAAAAUAGAAAAAAGAGAAAAUUGAAGACGUUAAAAAAAGAGAAAGUAGUAUCAAAGAAACGCAAAGUGAACAUGAAAGGCCUUCAGCCUAUCAAAUUGAAACUAAAGCAAGAAGCGGGUAGAAAACGUAAAGCAGAGGAAAAAAAGAAAAGGAUUGAAAGAGGAAAAACAACUGCAGAGAAGCCAACAGAGAAAAAGAAAACACCAAAGAAAGAAACAGAGCCAAAACCUUGGAUAAAAAUUAGCCUAGAUCAACAUGCAGAAAAAUUUACUGUUGAAAAAAUAAAUUCCAUAGAAAGACAGCAUAGAAAAAGUUCAGUGUUUGAGUUUAUGUACUCUUGUCUAAUUUGUUAUAAUUUCAAGGCAGAAAAUCGUGAUAUAUUUGAAAUACAUGUGGAGAAACAUUUAAAUAAUAUUUUGAAAUGCCCCACAUGCAACUAUGAAGCCUAUUCUGAGUUUGACUUAACAAGACAUAAGAAACUGUGUAAUCCAGAUGUCAGUAAAAUGUUCAUUUGUGACAUGUGUGGAGAGAUUUUCAACAAGAGAGAUGCAUAUCGAUGUCAUCUGGGCAAAGUUCACGGGAUCCAUCAUUGGAAAUGCCGCUACUGUGAAGAGAGGUUUCCGACACGGUUCAACUACCAGUCGCACAUGAAAAAGGAACAUCCCGAGCAAAUGAACUUCUGUCAGAAAUGUAACCAGUAUUUUCCUAACCUCUCCAAAGACGAGUAUAAUGACCAUACUAAUACAUGUAAGGGAGAAUUUCAGUGUCCGGAAUGUGGUAAAAUGUUUCUUGGGAAGAUGGUUCUCGCCACGCAUGUUCGGUACAUUCAUAAGAACAUUCGCAGCCAUCAGUGCCAUAUUUGUCCAUAUUCGGCCAAAAGUGCCAGCAUGCUGAGGCUGCAUAUUCGAGCUCAUGAAGGUAUUCACCCCUAUAGCUGUGACCAGUGCACAUUCACCUGCGUGCAGCGAUACCAGCUGAAGUCUCACAUGCGGACACACACCAAAGAGAAACCCUACAAAUGUACCAUGUGUAGCUACGCUGCAGCCUGGAACGUGCAGCUCAAGGAACACAUCAAAGCCCACAGUAUGUCCACCGCGGUGGCAUGUAGGGAGUGUGGAGUCGUCUUGAAAAACACGCACACGCUCUCCAUCCACGAGAAGAAGGAACAUGGUAGUGUCUGGCAGUACAACCACCCACCCAACAUCCACCCACUGGCCUUGACUGCUCCCAGCGCCACGGCUCCUCAUGCACAACAGCAUCCUGUAGUCAUGGGUCAAUGAAAGCCAGUGGAUUUUUGUUUAUUGAUUUAUUUUCAAACAUUAUUUUACAGCAGGUUUAUGUUAUUAAAUGUUUACAUUUAGUCGGAUCUGUCUAAAUACAAGCAACUCAAAAAAAGGGGGAAUAUGAAGAAGGAACUGGAAAUGUUAGAAAAAUGAAUAAUUAAUGUAAAUGAAUGUAAGGGUUAAUGACAUCUAUUAGGACAAAUAUAUUCCAAGCUCUAUUCUGAUAAUAAGAUAGGCUUUCUUAUGUGCUUUAGAUGUAACCAAAUAUUUUAGCUACUGAGACUGUUACCUUAGGUAAUCUACAUACCUCAGAAUGUGUCUAUUUCCAAAAAUUGAAACUUACAACAAUUAUGGCCCCACAAGUUUCAUUAUGUGACGGUUGCCUCAAAUAUGAUUUUCACAUGAGUUUUUUUCCAUUAUUGAAAGUUAGCCUCCAUUUCUUGUUGCUAAAUAAAAUACCGUGACAACAAAUUUAGUCAUAAAAUGUGCCUAUGUGUCAAAUGAUCACAUCUGCACAAAAGACACAACAAACGUAGGGAAUAUUUUAUCAAUUGACACAUCCUAUUAUCAUGAUAGUGUUUUUUUCUCGAAAAAUAAAAUAUUUUAGCUGUGUAACUUUACUUCAGUGUGAUACUUGUGUCCUAUAAUUAAUAAGAUCUUCAGAACCUUAUUUCCAUUUUGUUAGUCAUUAACGCUUGAUCCUUUACUUCUGUUCAUUUUAAUAUAUGAAAAUUUGAUGAUAUCGUCCAUAUCCGUUUUUAAGCCUACAAAGUGCCAUGUUCAUAAAUUUCAUUUCAUGCUAUGGCAGUUUCAGUCAGUAAAUUAAGUUGUAAUAAAAUAGCAUAAUUUUCUAAUUCAGUCAUCUACAGUGAGCUUUAUACUUGAUAUAAAAUUUAAAACAUAAUUGGUUAAUAUGGUUUGUAACAAAACAUGGAUAAAAACAGUUCUCUAAUCAUGUCUCCUCAAAUAUGGUGGGGUAUGUUGUUUGACUAGUCAGUCAUUCGGUAAGCCACCUUGGUUUACCAGUUUUCAUUCAAUCCUCAUUAAGCUUAAUGAAAACAUUUUUGGCCAGAAUAUAGCUACCAUGCUUGAAUAAAACCUUCAAAUCAAUUCAUUUUGAAGUAUCUACCCACUAAUUAAGUGUUUGUAAUAUUCUGCUUGUGGGGUAUUUUGUUUGACUACAUGUAUUCAGUCAUUCGGUAAGGCCACCUUGGUUUGACUAUUUUGCAUUCAUUCCUUAUUAAGCUUAAUGAAAACAUAUUUGGUCAGAAUAUAGCUGCCAUGCUUGAAUAAAACCUCUUCAAAUCAAUUUAUUUUUAUGUAUCUACCCAGUAAUUAAGUGUUUGUAGUAUUCUGCUUGUUAUCCCCCCUCAAAGGCCCAAAGGCGGAGUGAUAAAGAAUUGGCAUUGUCCGUCAGUCCAUGGUCCGUCCGUCUUUUAAGGGCUAUAUCUCGGAAACUAUAUAAGAUAUAUCAACAUUAAUCUUCAUAGGUGUAUAGAUAUCAAUCCAAAGAAUGUGCUUGUUGCUUUUGUUGUCCUGUUUUUUUGUUUUGUUUUUGUUUAGUAAGUAUAUUUUAAAUUUAAGUUUAGAUUUGUUUCAUUAAAAAUAGCAAUAUUCAUGUUAUUCAUGGAUGCUAUGUGAAAAUGUAUGGAAUCUUAUUUUGCAUUUUAACAGCAGCUAUAUGCAUUUACAUUAUAUCCUUCUGAUAUAUAUUUUGUAGGGAUAGUAAUUAUGUUGUUGUUAUGUUUUAAAUAUCUAAUGUUUCUUUUUUAUGUUGCUUGUGAAAAGCUGCAUUUUAAUGAAGUCUUUAAACGAGCUCAAUAUUUUUAAUAUUGUGGAUGCAGUCUAUUUGAUAACUUCAUUUGUAAUUUUUCCAUUUGGUUUCAUUCAUAAUAUGCAUAGCAUGAUGAUAAAAUUUUACAUUCCAUUGUUAGAAAUAAUAAGUGUAGUUUUUAAGACAUGACACUUUUGUACACACCUGUAAAAUGGUAGCCAAUGAUCAGUUGUUUGUAUUUUUAGGCUGAAAAAAAAAGGAAUCUGUUGCACCUAUCAACAAAAUUUCAUCUGUUUUUUGUAUUAAAAUGCAUAGCAAUUUAGAUUUAAGCUUUGCCUUUUGCUUCACAAAAAUGUAAGUGAAACUAAUGGAAGCUCCCAGAUGAUGAUCUUUGUCAAUGUAUGGAUUUAUUAUGUGGAAGCUUAUUAUUAUUCAAGCAGUAAUAUCUCGCUGAAGACUCACAGCGGGACAACUGUAUAUGAUCACCUUGGGGAUGCGGAAUGUCAAGUGUCAUCAAAUUAAAACCAUAAGUGUCCGAUAUCUUGUGCGGAAACAAAAAGUUACAUAUUAAAAAUCAAGGGAAAGUAACAAAAAAAGCAUUGACCCUGAAUAACUACUGUAGGGAUGCUGCUUAUAAAAAUUCAUCAAGUUCUAAUCUAAAGUUUCUGUGAUCUUGCUCCGAAACAAAGCUUCACAAAAUGAACAAGGGACAAAAUUGUCACAAAACCAGGUUUUCACUGUGAAAAAAAAAUCUGAUAAAGGGAGAAAACUCAAACUGAACUUUUGAAAUGAACAAACAAAAUUAACCCCCUUUGUAAGUUUGUUUUUAAAAAAAAUCUAUUUUUAGUCGUGGCGACCUUGACAUUGGAGAUAUUGACGUGAUUCUUUCGUGCGACACACCGUCCUAUGAUGGUGAACAAAUGUGCCAAAUGAUUUUAAAAUCUCACAAUGAAUGCCAUAGUUAUGGCCAGGACAAGCUCAUUUAUGGCCAUUUUUGACCUUUGAACUCAAAGUGUGACCUUGACCUUGGAGAUAUCGACGUAAUUAUUUCGCGCGACACACCGUCCAAUGAUGGUGAACAAAUGUGCCAAAUGAUUUUAAAAUCUGACAAUGAACGACAUAGUUAUGGCCCGGACAAGCUUGUUCCGCCUGCCCGCCAGCCCGCCCGCAUUCGCCAAUCUAAUAACCAGUUUUUUCCUUCGGAAAACCUGGUUAAAAACGGAAGGAUGUACAUGGUGUUUGACAAACAAUUGUCAGGAAAAACGCAAUCUCAAUCCCAGCAUAAACAAUACUGUCAGUCAGAAAACUUAAAAAACGCAACUCAUGUACAUUCCAAAUCUGAACGCAUUAACAAAAUUAUUGUCAUUGAAGAUAAGGAAAGAUCAUUUUGAGAUUUUUAUCACAGCCUCAAAGGUGUAAUAACCACAUUCAGUAUCUCGCUAGUGUAAUAAGUAAAUAACGGUUUUAUAAAUUUUUGUAGAUAAAUUGACGUUUAUGAUAAGCAAAAAGGUUUUUGCCAUUUAGAAAACUAUACAUGUACAUAUCUCUAGCUUAAAGAUAAGAGAUGGCUUAAAGCAAAACUCUUAAUUUAAAUAAAAUCAUACAUUUACACAUGAAAGCAUUUGUAUUUACUGGUGUUUACAUGAUUAACAAUGCCAAAAUAUAUAGUUUGUUUUUAUAUGCUUAGCAAAUGUGCAUAAAAUCAGUGUAGGUUAUUUACAUAAAUAAAGAGUUAGGCACUAA
Messenger RNA from Dreissena polymorpha, 5350 nucleotides. Its product is annotated as zinc finger protein 684-like. The transcript is spliced from 3 exons. The record is from RefSeq and is a predicted model, not a curated record. NCBI's taxonomy places the organism in Eukaryota, Metazoa, Mollusca, Bivalvia, Myida, Dreissenidae. The coding region runs from base 115 to 1830 and encodes 571 amino acids.